CCCCGGCGGGGCGGUGCCUCGCGUGGCCCCACCCCUUCCCAGCCCCCCACGGCCAGGCGGAAAGGGCGUGGUCGGGCGUGACGUGGCGGAAUGGCGGAGCUCUACGUGAAGCCGGGGAACCAGGAGCGCGGCUGGAACGACCCCCCCCAGUUCUCCUACGGGCUGCAGGCGCAGGUCAGGGGUCCCAGGCGAGCCCCGCUCACCCGCCGGGUCCCCGCGCCGCCCGCGGGAGUUCCCCCAGGUGCCCCUCCGGAGCCGCCCGCCGCCCCCGCUGCGCUGGGGCCGCCCCCCCUGGGGCCCGCCCGGCCGGCCCCGCGGGCAGCCAGCGGGGAGCCGAGCGCGGCCGCGGCAGCGCGCCCGGAGGAGUGCGGUGUGCCCGCCGACGCCGUGCUCGCCCCGCUGCAGGAGGCCCUGGCCGCCUGCCGUCCCGCCCUGCAGAAACAAGUGUGCGACGACAUCGGGCGCCGGCUGACGGUGCUGGGGGGCGCGUGGGCUCAGGGGAAGCUGUCAGCCCCGGUGAAGAGGAGGAUGAGCCUCCUGGUGCAAGAGCUCCAGGAACAGCACUGGGACAUGGCUGAUGAGAUCCACCGCUCACUCAUGGUGGACCACGUGAACGAGGUGAGCCAGUGGCUGGUGGGUGUCAAGCGCCUGAUUGCUGAGAUGAGGAGCCUGCCUGCUGCCGCAAUGGAUGGCAGCACCGAGGUCGGACCUGGCCAGGAGGAUCCCUGAUGCCCAGGGACUGGGCUGUGAACUGUGAGCAGGGCAACCUAUGCCCAGGGCCACCGGCAGGAGAAGGGCCCACACUGCAUAAGGGAGCAUGGGCAUCUCUGCCUCCCACUCCUCACCACAGGAAAAUGGGAUUUUAAUCACUGCAACAUUUUGGUGGUGAUUCACUACAUGGCAUUUAAUAAAUGGCACUAACCUGCCCCUAGCUGCAGCCUG
Molecule: messenger RNA, 942 nt
Organism: Falco peregrinus (peregrine falcon)
Lineage: Eukaryota; Metazoa; Chordata; Aves; Falconiformes; Falconidae
Gene: SRA1
Product: steroid receptor RNA activator 1
Exons: 5
Coding region: 91-729 (212 amino acids)
Biological process (GO): regulation of transcription by RNA polymerase II
Cellular component (GO): nucleus
Source: RefSeq, a predicted model, not a curated record